CCCCCCCCCCCCCCCCACCCGCGUCGCGGACCCGUCCCUCCUCCCGUGCGCUGCGCCCCCAAUUCCCACCCCUCCCACUACCCCCACGCACCGAGAGGGAGAGGAAGCGACAGCCAGCCAGCCAGCAGCCAGGAAGGAAGGCAUGGCCACUUCGUCCAGUGGCGACCACUCGCCCCACGCCGGCUCCGACCUUGUGCCCCCAUCCUACCCCGAGAUGAUAGCGGCGGCGAUCGCGGCGCUGGCGGAGGACAACGGCUCCAGCCAGGCCGCCAUCGCGCGCCGCAUCGAGGCGGAGGCCCGCGGCGACCUCCCGGCCUCGCACCCCGCGCUCGUCGCCGCGCACCUCUCCCGCAUGUCCGCCGCCGGGGAGCUCGUCGCCGUCGCGGGGGGGAAGUACGCGCUGCCACCCCCACCGCCGGCGCCGGACUCCCCAGACGAAGACGACGACUGCCCCGAAGAAGGGGCACCGCUGCCGGUGCCACCGCCCGCCAAGCGCGGGCGCGGCCGGCCCCCGAAAGUGCGGCCUCUGGGCUUCCCCGCUGCCGGUCUCGCCCCCAACGGCGUGCCUGGAGCCGCCGCCGCGCCGCGCCGGCGGGGCCGCCCGCCCAAGCCGCAGGACCCGCACGCGCCGCCCAAGAUCCCGCGCCCGCGCGGCCGACCGCGCAAGAACCCGCUCCCGGAGGGGAUGGCUCCACGGCCGCGCCCUGGCGCGCCGACAACGGCUAAGUCGCGCCCGCAGUUCGCUGAGGUCGGCUUCGUGUGAUGUGACGUCUCUCCACCGACCGGGGCUGCGGAGAGCAAGCGCUUGCUAACAUUUGCCAUCGUUCCAGCUGCUGUCUGGUGUGGGGUUCCUCAGUUCGUGUUGUUGCCUAAUCCGGGGAGCGUGCAGGGGCAGGACUGCAGGAGUCGAGGCGGGGCGGCAGCGGUGGUGGCCGGUGGUGUGUUGUGGUUCGUGGUGUUGCUACCUACUUCCGGUGGUCGCCGGACGGGUUUGGCUCCGGCGGUGUAUCUUGUAUCUCCUUGUCGCGCGCGCGCGCGCAAUGCAAUGCUGUUAGUCUGAUCGUUUCAUUCGCCA
Messenger RNA from Phragmites australis (common reed), 1075 nucleotides. RefSeq names its product HMG-Y-related protein A-like. NCBI's taxonomy places the organism in Eukaryota, Viridiplantae, Streptophyta, Magnoliopsida, Poales, Poaceae. The record is from RefSeq and is a predicted model, not a curated record. The transcript has 2 exons. The coding region runs from base 143 to 763 and encodes 206 amino acids. Gene Ontology annotation, cellular component: nucleolus; nucleus; nucleosome. Gene Ontology annotation, biological process: nucleosome assembly; chromosome condensation; negative regulation of DNA recombination. Gene Ontology annotation, molecular function: nucleosomal DNA binding; double-stranded DNA binding.